AUGAAUGACGAAGGUUUGAUCCUGAUUUUGCUCCGAUGCAUUAACCUAACGUGGCUCAAGCUCCGUGAAUACCGUGAGAUAACGGAGGCAGGAAUGGCCGCUAUUGGCAAAAACUGCAAGGCGUUGAAGAAGCUAUCUUGUGCUUCAUGUGUGUUCGGCAUUAAGAGAAUCAACGCUGUCAUUAGCCAUUGCCAGGGUUUGGAAGAGCUCUCUGUUAAGCGGUUGCGUGGGGCCCACGAUGGCGAGGAGGUGGUUGGUUCCGGAACGACGUCGGUGACUCCUGUUUGCUUGAAGGAGAUUGUGAAUGGCCAGAGCUUCGCGCCCCUUAUGAUUGGGUCGAAAAGGCUUCGAUCUUUGAAGGUAAUUGGAUGUUUGGGGGAUUGGGAUGACACCCUUGAGAAGAUUGAGAACCUCCACGCUGCGUUGGUUGAUGUUCACCUUGAGAAGAUUCAAGUUAGCGAUGUGGGUCUUGUGGGUUUGUCUAAGUGUUUGAAUUUGGACACUUUGCACAUUGUUAAAACCGCUGAGUGCUCAAAUGUGGGUCUCAAUCUAGUUGCUAAGAACUGCAGGAUAUUAAGGAAGCUUCACGUUGAUGGGUGGAGAACCAAUAGGAUUGGUGAUGAUGGUUUGAUUUUUGUUGCCAAACACUGCAUUAACUUGCAGGAACUUGCUUUGAUUGGUAUCUAUCCAACAUCUUCAAGACUUGAGGCAAUUGCUUCCAAAUGCAAGGCUUUGGAGAGGUGUUGCAUAUGGCCAUCAAAAACAACUUUGAGACAUGUUUUUAGUCAACAGGUGAUAUUAAGUGACGGUGACUUAUCAACUCUAGCUAACAUGAAGUUUAAUUUGGAGUUGAACCACCUAACUAUCGAAACUGACAUGCCACAAGGAAGUGAAGAUCCAAGCAUGCUUGGGUGCAGAGAGGCGGCGGAACGGCGGUAG
This is a messenger RNA of Arachis stenosperma, 939 nucleotides long. RefSeq names its product F-box protein SKIP2-like. Gene Ontology annotation, biological process: SCF-dependent proteasomal ubiquitin-dependent protein catabolic process. NCBI's taxonomy places the organism in Eukaryota, Viridiplantae, Streptophyta, Magnoliopsida, Fabales, Fabaceae. Gene Ontology annotation, cellular component: SCF ubiquitin ligase complex. The transcript has 3 exons. Bases 1 to 939 code for a protein of 312 amino acids. The record is from RefSeq and is a predicted model, not a curated record.